AUGGAAGCUUUUUCAGGAAUUAUACGAAGGCUGGAAGUAGAUGGUCAAAUCAAAUUGCUGCCUAGAUGUAAAGCUCUACAUCUUUCUCACCUUAUAUUUGUGGAUGACCUAAUGAUCUUUGUGAAGGCCAAUCGCGAAUCUGUUUUGGCUAGUUUGGGGGGUCUUGACGAGUUUGCAGGUCUUUCAGGGCUGCAUCUCAAUAGAUCUAAUUCCUCUAUUAUUGUAGGGGGCCUAACCCAAACUAGUAGUAUGGAACUUUUGGAAUUAACAGGUUUCUCUGAGACCACUCUCCUUAUCAGAUCCACCAAACUUUGGCUCGAUAAGUGGCACCCAGAGGGAGUCCUUUUUAAUAGGUUUGGUAGUAGGAUUUGCUAUGAUGCGGGAUCUUAUGUGCUUGCAGCCCAUCAUGCACUUGUCAAGGAAAUUGUUCGGGAUGGAGACUGGCUGCCUGGCCCUUCAACCUCUUUUGACCUUAUUGAUGUGUGGAGAGCCCUCCCCUCCAUUGAUAAGUUGCAUGGUGACAACCCGGAUUUGGUAGUAUGGACUGGCAAUCCGACAGGUAUCUUUUCAACCAAAUCGGCUUGGAAUGCCACCCGUGUGAAGGCCAACCCCGUAGAUUGGAGUGAAGCAAUUUGGUUUGAAGGCAGCAUUAAGUCCCACUCUUUUGUUUCUUGGAGGUGUCUGGUUGAUGCUGUCCCCACUAGGGAUAAUCUUCUUCACAGGGGGAUCCCGGUUCAACAUAGUUGUGAGUUUUGUUGGGCUGGUAUUGAGAGCAGAAACCAUAUUUUCUUUGCUUGCCCUUUUUCCAUUGAUAUUUGGAGGAGGAUCUUUGGUAUGUGUUCUCUUCAUGGACAGGCUCCCAUGAACAUAUUUGAUGCUGCCAUUUGGGUUCGUUAUGCUGCAGGAAGAGCAGGGAGCUUAGGUGUGGUUUUAAAGCUUGCAUUUUGUGCCACUGUCAAGCAUAUUUGGUUUGAAAGAAAUUUCAGAAUUUUUUGGCAAAAGGCUAGAUCUAAGGAUCAGAUUGUGGAAGCUAUCAAGGGGGAUGUUAGGACUAUAGUCACAUCUGGUUCUUUGAGUGGGGAUCCUAGUCCUGCUAAUUCCCACAUUGCUUCGGCCUGGAACUUGCAAGUUCAUUGGGCUAUUAGGAUGCCGAGACCAUGCUCGUGGUUCUUACCUCCUAACAAUUUGUGGUCCCUUCACUGUGAUGGUUCGUUGUCCAAUGGUAGAGCUGCUUUUGGAGGAGUGAUUCGUAAUGCGAUUGGACAACCUAUAGCUGCAUUUGCUAACCAAGGAUCUGAUUCCAAGUUGGCGAAUGACACUAUUUCUGGCAAGGUUGUAGGACCUUGGAAAGUACAACCUCUCAAGAGUAGAAUCCUUGCUUUGGCAAAUGAUUUGAGAAUGAAAGAAUUCACCCAUGUUUGGAGAGAACAAAAUCGACCAUCAGAUUUUAUGGCUGCAGUCCCUUGCGACUCACAUGGGGUAGUUUGGGAUCCUGGAGAUUUCCCCCCUGCCCUUAUUGACUACCUUAAGCAGGACUCAGAUUUUGUCACUUAUUACAGGCCGUAG
Molecule: messenger RNA, 1566 nt
Organism: Telopea speciosissima
Lineage: Eukaryota; Viridiplantae; Streptophyta; Magnoliopsida; Proteales; Proteaceae
Exons: 3
Coding region: 1-1566 (521 amino acids)
Source: RefSeq, a predicted model, not a curated record